This is a messenger RNA of Colletotrichum abscissum, 1758 nucleotides long. RefSeq names its product major facilitator superfamily transporter. Gene Ontology annotation, molecular function: transmembrane transporter activity. NCBI's taxonomy places the organism in Eukaryota, Fungi, Ascomycota, Sordariomycetes, Glomerellales, Glomerellaceae. Bases 1 to 1758 code for a protein of 585 amino acids. The record is from RefSeq and is a predicted model, not a curated record. The transcript is spliced from 4 exons. Gene Ontology annotation, biological process: transmembrane transport. Gene Ontology annotation, cellular component: membrane.
AUGUCGGCACCAAAAGACGACAUCAUUGUCACCCGGGUGGACCAGGACGUCCACGGGAAACCCAUAAACGAGGCAACAGAGACCACAUCGCUGUUGAGCGCAGGCGCUCGCGACGGCGAAAGCUCCUGCGAAGAUACAUGGCCGGGUUAUGCGGAUUUCGAACACUUGCCGUGGUGGAAGACUCCCUCUGUCUUCUGGCUUCUGAUCCCGUAUGCUCUCUUCACGCUGGCCUUUGGAGGCUCUCUGGUGCCCAAGCUGAACCUAAUCGUCGAUCUGGUAUGCCAAAGGCAUUUUGCCGAUGAGACGGCGCUGGACCCGGCCUUCGUUUUCACACCCGUGAUACUCGGCGCGGAUAACCCGCAAUGCCUCAUCCCCGAGGUUAAGAAGCGUGUGUCCAUGUUCACUCUGGCCAUCAACCUGUUGACCGGCAUCCUGUCCGCAAUCACCGCUCCGAAGUUGGGCCAGCUCUCGGACCGUUAUGGCCGUCGGAAACUCCUGGCUCUGGCGUCCUGCGGCGGCGUCGUGGCCGAGCUCAUCGUCAUCAUGUGUGCCAACUUCCCCUGGACGUUCCACUACAACUGGCUGCUUCUCGGCGCCGUAGCCGACGGCCUCACUGGAUCCUUCACGGCUGGUAGCGUUCUCAUCAACUCGUACACCAGCGACUGUACCGCGCCGUCUCAGCGUGGUGUGCGCAUCGGAUAUCUUCACGCCUGCCUCUUCAGCGGCCUUGCCUUUGGCCCCCUUCUGACUGGUUACUUUGCCGCCUGGACCGGCAACUUACUCUCCGUUUUCUACGUCACCAUGGGAUGCCACAUCUACUUCAUCAUCUUUGUCGGAUUCAUCGUUCCCGAGUCCCUCAGCGUGAAGCGUCAGCUCCGCGCCCGCCAAAAGCACAAGCAAGAAAAGGAGGCCAAGGCUGGUGCCGGAACCUGGUCCACGGUCAAGGCGGCCAACCCUCUGGCUCCCCUCAAGACGCUGUGGCCCACGGGACCCGGCACCUCCUCGAGGCUGCGUCUCAACAUCGCCGCGCUCUCGUUUACCGACAUGAUCCUCCUGGGCUCCGCUAUGAGCGCCGGCACCGUCAUCCUUCUCUACUCCGAGUCCCCUGAGACAUGGGGCUGGGGCACCCUAGAGAGCUCCCGCUACAUCUCCGCCGUUUCCAUGGUCCGCGUCGUCGCGCUGCUCGUCGUCCUACCCCUCGUCAACUACGUUUUCCGCGUGCGGCCCGCAGCCUACCGUAGGAGGGUCUCGGGUGUUUCCAUCGUCGAGGCGAACAACGGCGCCGACAGCGUCGACUGCUGGAUUCUCCGCUUCGCCCUGCUCUCGGACGUCACAGGCUCCCUGGGUUACCUGUUUGCGAGAAAUGAGGCCGUCUUCGUGCUCUCUGGCAUGGUCACUGCUUUUGGCGGUCUCGGCAGUGCGACCAUCCAAGCCGCCAUCACCAAGCAUGUGCCCGCGGAUCAGGUCGGUCAGCUGCUCGGCGCCAUUGGCGUCCUCCAUGCUCUCUCGAGGGUGUUGGGUCCGAUCGCCUUCAACACCCUUUACUACUCCACUGUCGGCGUUUUUGACCAGGCCAUCUUCGUCCUCCUUGCAUCUCUGUUUGGUUUGGCUUUGUUGGCCAGCUUUAUUGUGCGGCCCGGUGUGUUCCUCGAGGAGACUUACGAGCCCGUCCCUUCAUCGGCGCCCCAGCCGAGCUCAAACGCCAACUCAGAGGCCCUGGAAGUAUUGACGGAGGAUGAGCUGAUACCCAAUAACUAA